AUGGCUCAACGAUUAACGUAUCGUCGUCGUUUAUCAUAUAACACCAGAUCAAAUCGGGUUAAAGUUAUUAAGACACCCGGAGGUAAAUUGACAUAUCAAUAUGUAAAAAAACGUGGCACAGUGCCAAAGUGCGGUGAUUGCAAAAUUGAAUUACCAGGCAUUAAAGCAUCUCGUCCAAAACAACGUAUGACUAUGACUAAACGAUUGAAGACAGUAUCACGUAGUUAUGGAGGCUCGCGAUGUGCCAAAUGUGUUCGCCUUCGUAUCGUUCGAGCUUUUCUCAUAGAAGAACAACGCAUUGUUGCUAUGGUCAUGAAAUCGAAGAAAGCAGUCGGCCCAGCAGAAACAGCAGCACAACCACAAACCUCCAGUCAAAAAUCGAAAUAA
Messenger RNA from Rotaria socialis, 387 nucleotides. NCBI's taxonomy places the organism in Eukaryota, Metazoa, Rotifera, Eurotatoria, Philodinida, Philodinidae. The record is from the annotation of a GenBank genome assembly.